CCAUUCUCAUCAGUUGAAUCACUAUAUUUUGUUAGCUGUGAAUUGGGAAGCAAGCUGUCCGAACUCAAUAAAUGGUUCCCGAAAGUUCAACGCUUGGAAUUUUUGGGUGCAAACGAGCUAUCAGAUUGUAACGACAUCGCUGUUAAUUUUCCUGAUCUUCAACAUUUGAGUCUGUACCUGCCAGAUGUUGAAAAGAACCGUUUGAACCAGAAGCAUUUUGCUGAGCUCUUGCGUCUAAACCCGAACCUACAAAAGUUAUACAUUUAUGGCCAUAUCGAUGCCAAACACCUUCAGAGCUUUAGCAAACAUCUACAACAUCUGGAAAGCCUAGAAAUCCAUCCAUUUGGAUACUUCUCGAAUGCUAAGAACGGUACAGCGCACUUUCCAAAUGUGAGAAAGCUCAAAUUACGAGGAUGGGCACGCAGAUUUCCAAUGACAUUCGACAAACUUGAAGAAUUGAUUGUUAUAUCGAUUGUUAUGGACCAGACAUUGGCUAAUUUCAUCAGCAAGCACAAAACACUUACCAAGCUUAAUUAUGCGGGCAACAAAUAUGGCGAGCCGGGUGCAUUAUUGAAGAUUACUUUGCCAGCAUUAGAUGAAGUCGAUUUUGGAUAUUGUGCUUUUCCGAUCGAUGAAGUGAUCACAUUCAUGAAAAAAUGCACAUCGCUGAAGAAGCUCACACUAAGAUUCUGUGACGAAAAGGAUUAUCAGACUGUGCAGAAUCGAUUGGGUAACAAAUGGCGUGAAACCGAGAAGGAAUAUUACACUACGACGAUGGAACGUCAAUUGACUUCAUGAAAUCUCCAAUACAUCUCAUAGAAUUACUUUUUUUUCAUAAAGCUACAGAUUUAGUUUAGCUCAGGCAAAUAUAGAUUCUGCUGUUAUGAUAGCUAAAAAGCAAACACUCAUUCAAACAAAUCGAAUAAAUAAAUCAUGCAAUUUUGUACUGGCUCUGAAUAGAUACAUCGUACAAUUCGACGCCAAAUUCAAUAUUACCUCUAUUUCGGUUCAUUUUUGUCAUUCACAAAUCACAAUCCAAACUUAAUCUGAAGUUUCUUUAAAAUAAGAAAACAACUUGAAUUUAUUAUCUAAGCAAAAAAGAUGUCAGGAAACAUACAAUUCUAUGAAAUAAAUAUCCGAUACGGUUGACAAAAAGCAA
This is a messenger RNA of Sitodiplosis mosellana (orange wheat blossom midge), 1159 nucleotides long. RefSeq lists its product as uncharacterized. The record is from RefSeq and is a predicted model, not a curated record. Lineage: Eukaryota; Metazoa; Arthropoda; Insecta; Diptera; Cecidomyiidae.